GCCCAACACAAGUCCCACAACAAAACCCCUCAAAACGCAGCGUUUCAACAUCCAUAAUCCUUCCCCUGACCCAAAUACGCCUCGUUUCAAAAACAAAUUUGAGUUCCCUCCUCUACAGCCGAACACCACCACUCACUCCUCUCUUAUCAUCCCUUCUCUCUCAAAACCCUAGCCCGCCAUAACCAAUCCUUCACUUUCUCUCUCUUCACUUUCUCUCUCCUCCAAAACUCCAACCUUUCAUCAAUGGCGUCAACAGCUUUAAGCUCACCAUCUCUCCAAAACCCCACUUUUCUCUCUCCUCACCCUUCUUCUCUCUCCUCUAAAACCCUCUCAAAACCCUGUUUUCCCCCCUUUUCACCUCCCCAAAAACCCACCUCCCUCAAAUCCUCCAUUAACCCUAUUUCCCCCUUUUUCUCCCCCAAAAAUCAACACCCAGAUAACGACGACAAAUUCAUCGAUGUCUCCGAUGACAAACCCCGCGAAGAAUGCGGCGUUGUCGGAAUAUACGGCGACUCCGAGGCGUCUCGUCUCUGUUACUUAGCGUUGCAUGCUUUACAACAUCGUGGGCAAGAAGGUGCUGGAAUCGUCACUGUAAACGACGGCGUUUUGCAGAGUAUUACUGGAGUUGGGUUAGUUUCAGAGGUUUUCAAUGAAACCAAACUUGACCAGUUACCGGGAAAAUCAACGAUUGGACAUGUUCGAUAUUCAACUGCUGGGUCUUCUAUGCUUAAGAAUGUUCAACCUUUUGUUGCCGGUUACCGGUUCGGCUCAGUGGGUGUUGCUCAUAAUGGUAAUUUAGUUAAUUAUAAAGCAUUGAGACAAAAUCUUGAAGAAAAUGGUUCAAUUUUUAAUACUAGUUCUGAUACUGAAGUAGUUCUUCAUUUGAUUGCUAUUUCUAAAGCUAGACCCUUUUUUUUGAGGAUUGUUGAUGCUUGUGAACAGUUAGAAGGGGCUUAUAGUAUGGUGUUUUUGACAGAGGAUAAGCUGGUGGCGGUUCGAGACCCGUUCGGGUUUCGGCCGCUUGUGAUGGGUAGGAGGAGUAAUGGGGCUGUUGUUUUUGCUUCUGAGACAUGUGCACUUGAUUUAAUUGAGGCUACUUAUGAGAGGGAAGUGUAUCCUGGUGAGGUUUUAGUUGUGGACAAAGAUGGGGUUCAGUCAUUGUGUUUGAUGCCUCAUCCUGUGUCCAAGCAGUGUAUUUUCGAGCACAUUUACUUUUCGUUGCCGAAUUCGAUUGUUUUUGGUAGGUCUGUGUAUGAGUCUAGGCGGGCAUUUGGUAUAAUCUUGGCUACUGAAUCGCCGGUUGAGUGUGAUGUUGUCAUUGCUGUGCCUGAUUCUGGUGUUGUUGCUGCUCUUGGGUAUGCUGAGAAAGCCGGUGUGCCGUUUCAGCAGGGUUUGAUUAGGUCUCAUUAUGUUGGUAGAACUUUUAUUGAGCCUUCCCAGAGGAUUAGGGACUUUGGUGUGAAGCUUAAGUUGGCACCAGUGAAGGCUGUUUUGGAGGGGAAGAGGGUUGUGGUUGUGGAUGACUCGAUUGUUAGGGGAACUACAUCAUCGAAAAUAGUUCGAUUGAUCAAGGAGGCUGGUGCAAAAGAGGUACAUAUGAGGAUUGCUUGCCCGCCCAUCAUUGGUUCUUGCUAUUAUGGUGUGGAUACUCCUAGUUCCGAAGAGCUCAUCUCAAAUAGGUUGGAUGUGGAGCAAAUUAGGGAGUACAUUGGGUCUGAUUCGCUUGCCUUUUUGUCUAUUGAUAGCUUGAGGAGAAUGUUGGGUAACGAUUCACCCAGCUUUUGCUAUGCUUGUUUUUCAGGGGAGUACCCUGUUGAGCCCAAGGAGGGAAAAAUAAAAAGUAUUGGUGAUUUUGUUGACGAUGGCUUGACUGGAGUUCUCGAUUCCAUUGAUGGUGCUUGGGUUCAAGGGCCUAGGCAUAAAUACUAAGUACUCGUAUUUGUAACCGUUUCAGAUAAUUAUCUAUCCAUGAUUGUCUUACCCCUCUUCCCCUCCCUUUCCCCAACUUUUCUUAGGAGCGUACAGAAAUUGGAUGUAGGAUCAAUUAAUUUGUUGCGAAAGAUAAUGAAGAAUGACUCCAAGAUGCAGAAGACUAGAAAAGGCGCGUUCUGAGCUUCGUCUCAGAAGUAGUUCUGAUUUAAGGACUGUUGUUACUAUAGAUUUUGCAUUUUGACAAUUUUGAUUUUUAUGUCCUCUUGUACUCUUGCUUCCAUGAUAUACAAGGUUUCUUGAUCUGGAUACAUUUUAAUUUGA
This is a messenger RNA of Chenopodium quinoa (quinoa), 2253 nucleotides long. RefSeq names its product amidophosphoribosyltransferase, chloroplastic-like. Gene Ontology annotation, molecular function: amidophosphoribosyltransferase activity. The record is from RefSeq and is a predicted model, not a curated record. Bases 244 to 1929 code for a protein of 561 amino acids. The transcript has a single exon. Gene Ontology annotation, cellular component: cytoplasm. NCBI's taxonomy places the organism in Eukaryota, Viridiplantae, Streptophyta, Magnoliopsida, Caryophyllales, Amaranthaceae. Gene Ontology annotation, biological process: purine nucleotide biosynthetic process; purine nucleobase biosynthetic process.